AUGGCCGACGCUAGUGCCCCGGCCUCAUCCCCGCCCGAAUCCAAGCUCGACGCCGACCCGCCCACCGCCGACGCCUCCCCUGUCAAGCCCGACCCCAAAGUCUCGGUCUCCGUUACGGAGCCCGUCGCCAAACAGACCGUCUGCUCUAAGCACCCCACAAAAGAGCAAGAUCCCAACCGGUCCAAGAAAAAGAAAUCCAAUCGGAAGACGUCCUCCAUCGUCACCCCCAGCGAUGACAGUUCUUCGGAAUUAAACUCCACCUCCGACGAGUCCAGCCCGGACUCCGCGUCUGAUGACGAAGCCACCCAGACCUCCUCAUCCGACUCCGCGUCGGAUCGCAAGCAGCGCCGCCGACGGGCCAAGAACAAGGCGAAGAAGGCUCUCAAAGGUGGCAGAAAGAAGAAGAGCCGGUCGCAUCAGACCGACUCGGAUUCUUCUGCCGAUGACGAUGACAGCAACGACACCGACUCCACACUUGAUGAGAAGACCCUGAAAAAGCUAGUCGCCAAGCUCAAGGCGAAGAAGAACGCAAAGUCGCGGUCCAAGCAAGACUCGUCUGAGGAGCAGCCAGAUGAGGAUGAAGAUGACGACGACGACGACGCGGAUGCGGACGAGUUGGCGCUCUUGCUGGCCAAGCAGAAAUUGGCCGCCUUACGGGUCAAGCUCGCCGACGGGCGUCGGAAAGGUCGGAGCAAGCGUGGCUCGGGUGAUGGACAUACGGAAGGUCAGAAAGGGAGCUCGCAAAAGUCCAAGGGUCGGAAGAAGGCGGCCUCGAAGAUUGCUUUUAAGCGAGUCGAUCAAUUGUGGGACAACACGAUCCACAACUUCAAGCUGACCGAGACGGUCGACGACCCUGACGCAAAUGAGUGGGACCAAUACCUUUUCACGGUACGCCGCAAGUUCGACUGGGACAACAAGUAUCUGGAGACCGUGGUGGACCUGAAAAGCAAAUACCUCCGCGAUGCGCUGGCCAAGGUCAUGGACGGAGUCAAGGGCGUCAGCUUGGUGCAGGAGACAGCGGUCGUCGAUCCGAACAUGCUCUUCCUGUAUUUGGAGGAGACGCGGCAAUACAUGAAAGAUCUUAGGCAGCUAGCCAAGACAGAAAAGAAGAAAAAAGCCCGAAAAGUUGCCGAGCUCAAGGCGUCGCAUCUGAAGGUGCUCAUUAAGUAUCUGGACACGGAUUAUGCCGAAACUAAAAAGACCCUGUACCCGCUGCUGGACGCCAACAUGAUCACCUUCGAUCUCCUGUGGGCCAUCUUCAAGCCCAACACCGUGGCGUACUCCUCCACGUACGGCAACCAGGACGAGCCGCGCGCGUUCAAGAUUGAGUACGCCACCAAGGAGUCCUCAUUCAUGAAGGGCCAGUGGUACAGCAUCGAGGGCCGCUAUCUCGAGUACGAUGGUAAGGCCUUUGGCAUGGGCACCAUGGCUGCCGAGGUCGAGUCCUUUAAGGGCGCCCGCAAGAUUACCAGUCUCGGCUGCUAUCCACUCAAGUACCAUCGCGAGGCGGAGAGCGUCAAAACGAAGCUGAUUGAACGGGGUAAGAAGUUCGUGGCGUUACGAGGCAUGAACUACCGGUUCCACAAGGGCAUGGGCUUCUACAAGAAGAAGCGGUCCGUCAUUAAGGUGAACAUUAACGGCCGGGUGAUGAUCGAUCCCGCCAUCCACCGGCGCAUCAACCCCAAUUACCCCAUCAGCACUGUCCGUCCUAAGGACCCCGACUAUCUUGACGCCUCCGACAAUGACGGCAGCGAUGAUGGGUGCUGUUGCGCCAUGUCCGGCUCGGAUUCCGACCAGGCCUAUGGGCAACCGCGCGACUCGGAUGCCCCCCGAGUCCGGUAUAAGGUGGUGCGUGACAAGGAGGGCAAGCCGCAUGUCGUUGAGGUUGAGUUGGAUGAGAACGGCAACGAGAUCCGCAAGGAGGAUAUGGACGAGGUCGAGGAUCCCUCCGACCGCGAGUUCACCGAAGAGGAGCUUCUCAUCGCCAGUCCAGUAGUGCUCGGCUUCGCCUUUAGCGAGAAGCUAUGGCUCGAGUUUAGUAUCUCUGGCAUUAGCGAGAUCGACUGGAACGAGGAUGCCUUUGACUCGCUUGUCCUCCCGGACAACCAGAAAUCCAUCGUCAAGGCCCUCGUCGAGUCCCACACCUUCCGCGCCGCCCAGAACAUCGACGACGUCAUUCAAGGCAAGGGCAAGGGCCUGGUCGCCGUGCUCCAUGGGCCCCCAGGAACCGGAAAGACCUUGACAGCUGAAGGCAUUGCUGAGCUGCUCAAGCGCCCACUCUACAUGGUCAGCGCUGGCGAGCUGGGUACCGAUUCGCGCACCCUCGAGGCGGAGCUGAAUAAGAUCCUCGAUAUUGCCCAUUCCUGGGGCGCCGUGCUGCUCCUCGACGAGGCGGACAUCUUCCUCGAGAAGCGCACAAUCCAGGACAUCCACCGCAACGCCCUGGUCAGCAUCUUCCUGCGGCUUCUCGAGUACUUCCAGGGGAUUCUAUUCCUGACCACCAAUCGCGUUGAGACCUUCGACGACGCCUUCCAAUCCCGCAUUCACGUCGCCUUGCGCUACGGUGACCUCACCACCAAGGCGAAGCGGAGUGUUUGGAAGAUGUUCCUGGAGCGUGUUCAGGCCAAGGAGGGCGUGCAGACCGCCACGUUCACCGAAAAGGACUUUGAUUUGCUGGCUCGACAUAAUCUCAACGGACGUCAGAUCAAAAACUCCGUCCGCACCGCCCAAGCACUCGCCGUGAACGAACAAACUCCUCUCUCCAUGGAGCACAUCAAACGCGUUCUCGAGGUUGCAGAGACCUUCGACCACGACCUCCGUGGAGGAACUGGCUACCUUGACGCAAUGAGGAGUUAUACCUAG
Molecule: messenger RNA, 2862 nt
Organism: Aspergillus ibericus CBS 121593
Lineage: Eukaryota; Fungi; Ascomycota; Eurotiomycetes; Eurotiales; Aspergillaceae
Product: ATP-binding protein
Exons: 3
Coding region: 1-2862 (953 amino acids)
Molecular function (GO): ATP hydrolysis activity; ATP binding
Source: RefSeq, a predicted model, not a curated record